Messenger RNA from Andrographis paniculata, 2079 nucleotides. Its product is annotated as pyruvate kinase 1, cytosolic. Gene Ontology annotation, molecular function: pyruvate kinase activity; potassium ion binding; magnesium ion binding. Gene Ontology annotation, cellular component: cytoplasm. Gene Ontology annotation, biological process: glycolytic process. The transcript is spliced from 16 exons. The record is from RefSeq and is a predicted model, not a curated record. NCBI's taxonomy places the organism in Eukaryota, Viridiplantae, Streptophyta, Magnoliopsida, Lamiales, Acanthaceae. The coding region runs from base 228 to 1811 and encodes 527 amino acids.
ACACAUGAACUGAUGAAAGUCGUGGAAAACAGUCGAGAGAGGAAACAAAUCCUUCCCUAUAUUCUUGCGCUCGGAAAGUGGUUUUACUCUGACCCUCGCUUUGGCUUUGGCUUUGGCUUUUCGUCUCUGUGAAGGCCAAAGAGCAACGCAACGAGGAGAGUUUCUAGUUUCUACCAUUCGAUUUCAUCCCGGACGAGGAGUCAGUCGGAAUCUGUAAUCACUUGACAAUGCAUUCCAGUCAUCUUCUACUCGAGGAACCGAUCAGGAUGGCAACCAUUCUGGAGCCAUCCAAAGCGAGUUUCUUCCCGGCGAUGACGAAGAUCGUCGGCACGUUGGGCCCGCGUUCUCGAUCUGCUGAAGUUAUUUCUUCUUGUUUAAAGGCUGGACUAUCUGUGGCAAGAUUUGAUUUUUCAUGGGGCGAUGCCGAGUAUCAUCAGGCAACUCUGGAGAAUUUGAAGGCUGCUGUUAAGAGCUCUAAGAAACUUUGUGCUGUCAUGCUGGAUACGGUGGGCCCUGAGUUACAGGUGGUUAAUAAAAGCGAGAAGGCAAUUACUCUCAAGGCCGAUGACAAUGUAACUCUGACACCUGACCAAGGUCAAGAAGCUUCUUCUGAAGUUUUGCCUAUCAACUUUGCUGGACUCGCCAAGGCAGUGAAGAAAGGAGACACCAUAUUUAUUGGUCAAUACCUCUUUACAGGAAGUGAAACUACAUCUGUUUGGCUUGAGGUAAAUGAAGUGAACGGCGAUGACAUAAUUUGUGUAGUCAAGAAUUCAGCAACAUUGGCUGGAUCAUUGUUUACAUUGCACGCAUCACAAGUUCGUAUUGAUCUGCCCACUCUAUCUGAGAAGGAUAAGCAGGUAAUCAGCUCAUGGGGUGUUAUAAACAAAAUUGAUUUUCUUUCAUUGUCUUAUACACGCCAUGCAGAAGAUGUUCGUGAGGCUCGGGAAUAUCUCUCCAAACUAGGUGAUCUAAGUCAGACUCAAAUCUUAGCAAAAAUUGAAAAUGUUGAGGGGUUAAACCAUUUUGAUGAGAUCCUGCAGGAGGCAGAUGGCAUCAUUCUUUCCCGUGGGAAUCUUGGUAUUGAUUUACCUCCCGAGAAGGUGUUCUUGUUUCAAAAAUCUGCUGUUUACAAGUGUAACAUGGCUGGUAAGCCAGCUGUGGUUACUCGUGUUGUUGAUAGCAUGACCGACAAUCUCAGACCAACUCGUGCGGAGGCAACUGAUGUUGCUAAUGCUGUUUUAGAUGGAUGCGAUGCAAUUCUUCUUGGAGCUGAGACAUUACGAGGAUUAUACCCUGUUGAAACUAUUUCUACAGUUGGCAAAAUUUGUGCUGAGGCCGAGAAGGUUUUCAACCAAGACCAAUACUUCAAGAGGACUGUAAAAUUUGUUGGUGAACCAAUGACCCACUUGGAGUCUAUUGCAUCAUCUGCAGUUCGGGCUGCCCUGAAAGUGAAGGCAUCUGUGAUCAUAUGUUUUACCUCUUCUGGAAGGGCCGCUAGAUUGAUAGCGAAGUAUAGGCCAGCAAUGCCUGUUUUGUCAGUUGUGAUCCCUCGUCUCAAGUCUAAUCAAUUGAGAUGGAGUUUUAGUGGUGCAUUUGAGGCAAGGCAAUCACUUAUAGUACGCGGCCUCUUCCCACUGCUGGCUGAUCCUCGACAUCCAGCUGAGUCGACAAAUGCAACUAACGAGUCGGUUCUAAGGGUUGCACUUGAUCACGGAAAAGCCUCUGGAGUCAUCAAGUCACACGAUCGAGUUGUGGUGUGCCAGAAGGUAGGGGAUGCAUCCGUUGUAAAGAUCAUAGAACUGGAAGACUAAAGUAACAAAACCCCCUACAAGAUCAAAGUUUUUCCAUGUGACAUUUUCUCCAACAGAUGGAGCAAUAAUCGUUUCUUCAUUUGGCGAACUGCCUGGAACAUAAUCGGCUGGUUAUUUUUGACACAUCUCUAAUAUGUACUAUAUAUACACAUUCCAUGUCUUAUGAAAGAAACAACACAUGGAAGUGAAUUGACAAUCACCUAUUCUGGUUUAUGCUUUUGGAAGAAUUGACAUGACUUUUUAUCUAUUGAAAGCUGGAUUGAACGGA